Molecule: messenger RNA, 453 nt
Organism: Trichophyton verrucosum HKI 0517
Lineage: Eukaryota; Fungi; Ascomycota; Eurotiomycetes; Onygenales; Arthrodermataceae
Exons: 2
Source: RefSeq, a predicted model, not a curated record
AAGAAUUCCCUGAUUGUCUACCUCGAGUCUGCCUUUCCUGCAGGUCCCCUUCACGUGUAUCCAUCCGCCAUAGACAUAGGAACUGCUGUGGGAAGACGAAGCAGAGGACAGCAGAAGAAGACGACAACGAGGGAGAAAAAGAAAAGAAACGACCUCUGCCAGCAAACCCCGAAGCCCGACCAACAGCAGGUUCAAAAAGAAACAAAGCAGCAGCGGCAGCAGACGACAGAGAGAGAGCAAAAGGAGCCAUCCCAUCCUAGAAGACUCGACUCUGGCGAGGAAGCCCCAGAUAGAGCAGAGCCAGCAAGCAAGCAAGCCAGCGUUGACGAAAAGAAGCAAAAGGGGACGAAAAAGAAACCAAGACCACAGUCAAAAAAGGGAAGAAGGAUAAGAAGAAAAAAAAAGCAUGGUUCUUUUGCGUGCGCUGUGAAUCUGAUAUCCGAUCUGAUCUGA